AUGCCAUUCAUUGAAAUCUUGGGUGUUAUCACCCAAGAAAUAGUCAAUAUGUUUGGGUGCGAGCUUCCCGAGGGUAAGGCCGCCAUAGGUCCCAUAAAGGUGACGAGAAGAGUGAGGAACUUUGAUCUCAAUUCUUGUGUACAACAAAUCAGCGAAAAAGAUACCCACCAGAAGUACAAAAUGUCAGAUCGACUAAACUCUCGCGUGAAAUCUGAACGUCGUCGUAUUGUUGAAUUAGAAGAUGACCUCGGCAGUGCAAACUCGAAAUGUCGUGAGCUCUCACGCCAGUUGCGUGAUGCAAACGAAGCUAAUGAUGCCCUCACCAGGGAGACGAAUUCUCUACGAGCUCGUGCGGCAGUAGCAGGCGAUCGACGCUUCAUGAGUUUACGUGAUAUGAGAAGAAUUGGUAGCAUUGAUUUAUUAACAAGAGGUAACGGCGUAUAACG
Cylicostephanus goldi is the source of this 446-nucleotide messenger RNA. The record is from the annotation of a GenBank genome assembly. Lineage: Eukaryota; Metazoa; Nematoda; Chromadorea; Rhabditida; Strongylidae.